Molecule: messenger RNA, 7167 nt
Organism: Notolabrus celidotus (New Zealand spotty)
Lineage: Eukaryota; Metazoa; Chordata; Actinopteri; Labriformes; Labridae
Exons: 5
Coding region: 692-2650 (652 amino acids)
Molecular function (GO): protein binding
Source: RefSeq, a predicted model, not a curated record
GGACGCGGAAGUCAGUGUUCUGCGAUCCGAAUCACAAUAAAACGGAUAUUUUAUUUUUAAAUAUCACUUUUAGACACACAUCUGCUUUUUAACACAUCAGUUGUCACACAUUGUAAAAUAAUAAUUAGAGUUAUUUAAUUUUGCAUUGAUAAAAACGACCCAGCUACAAACAUUCGUCACGAGGCAAAGGUCAACCAAUCAGAGGAGCGGAAGUUUAACGUUGCGGUAAUCCGGUUCAGACGUGACAAGUGCGGCCGACUGAACCCUAACUCAAUCCUAAUUUUCUGCCCCGUAGGCACUAAAAACUACCCUCCUCACUGUCCCACCACCGAGCUGGACGUGCCGACUCUCUGCCAUGGUGGACUGAUGCGUGUUCGGACUGGAGACUCUGCACAGCGGGGAGGAUAGUUCCUUUGUAAGCCAGUCUGGUCCGGCAGUCAGGAGGGAUGUUGUGCUCGGACCUGGAUGAGCAGCGAGUAGCCUGACGCGAGUCCUCAAAAAGGCCAGGACGAGCCUUUCAGCUGAGCCCGGAGGACCAAGGCAUCCACAUGGGAGCAACAAAAGCCUGCCGAGGCCUCUGGUAACAACCGGGUCCUGUGAUACAGUUCGCCUGCCCCAAGCUGCCUCACCUAUUCCUGUCAAAAGUGGGACCCAACCAGGCUUCACGGUGGAAACGAGAAGAAGAGCGAAGAUGAAUGCGGUGCGGGGGGGCACAGUCACCUGGCGUCCCCAGCCGUGGCAGGAUGGGGACGGAGGAGGGGGGGAACCUCUGUCCGACAGUGACUCAGAGGAGGAGGACUUCCCCGAUGACAGCACCACCCCCUUGGGAGACUACAUCACACACGGAUUGAAGCAGCUCUUGGAUGCUCAGCAGCUGUGUGAUGUUACUCUUCUUGUUGAGGGAAAGAAGUUCAUGUGUCACAGAGUCCUCUUGGCCGCCGUGAGCCCGUACUUUCGGGCCAUGUUCACCAGCCCUCUGGUUGAGUCCCGUCUCACCGAGAUCCGGCUGGAGGAAGUGACGCCGUCUGUCAUGGAGACUGUGAUUCAGUUUGUGUACACCGGUGAGGCAGGGCUCUCUCUGGACACGGCAGAGGAUCUGUUUGUGGCCGCCAACCGCCUUCAGGUCAUGCCACUUCAAGAUCUGUGCUCCAGGUUUCUGUUUGAGCACCUCUCAGUGGAUAACUGCCUCGGGAUGUACUCACUGGCUCGCUCUCACCAUGACCAGCUGCUGCUGCGUGCUUCCCUGCGGCUGGUCGCUCAGCACUUCCCCCGGGUGGCUCGGCAGAAAGACUUCCUCCUUCUGGAUCAUGGUACCUUAGGCAGCCUGCUGAGCUCCGACCGUUUGGGGGUGGACUCUGAGGCAGAGGUGUAUGAUGCAGCCAGGCGCUGGGCAGAGCACCAACCAUUUGACCGCUAUGCCCACAUGCCAGCACUGCUUCACCACCUGCGGCCGGGGCUGCUGUCCCAGGAAGAGAGCAGAAGACUGUGCCAGGAGCUGGGACCUGCUGCAGCUGGUGAGGGCCUUGGAGGGCCUCUGAGACCUCGAGAGGGCAUGUUUGAGAAAAAGAUCGUCUGUGUGGACCUGACUCCUCGGGAAGAGGAUAAUUUAGCUCUGAGAGACUACACAGUGGACUGCUUUGACCCUCGGACAGGGAAGUGGGAGAAGAUAGCAGCGCUGGGCUCUUUGGUCAGUCCUGGCUGUACGGCUGUAGGAGACCGGCUGUUUGUAGCAGGGGGAAUCCUGCGGACAGGCUCUGUGUCUGCAGCCGUGCAUGAAUACGAUGCAGUGUUGGACUGCUGGAUAGAGAGGCCUUCGAUGUUUCAGCCCCGGGCCAUGCUGGGUCUGCUGGGCUGUGGAGACUCACUCUAUGCUCUGGGUGGCUGUAACCGCUCGGCUCUGCUGGACUCCAGUGAGAUCCUGGAGCUGACUACACUUCAGUGGGUCCCGGGACCUCGGUUACCGCUCCCUUUGCGCGCCUUUGCUUGUGCAGCCUUGCGAGGGCGACUUUACAUUCUCGGCGGAACUACACUUGAACAGAACCGAGCGGUGGUCCACUCGGGUGUGCUUAUUUAUCACACCCUCACAGACUGCUGGACACGUGUGUCUUUGGACUCUGGGGCCACCUGCCUCGCUGGAGGAGUAGCUGUUCGAGGUGGAGUUUGUGCCAUCGGAGGAUACAUGAGAGAUACCACCAAGUUCCUUGAUGGAAACUACACCAAUCUGGAGACUUUGGACGCCACGGGGCGUGUGCUGUUUUUCAGAGAGGGUAGGGGGUCUGGAGUAGAGAGGGAGGUGACUGGGGGAGGGGUCAUGGUCAGCGCAGAGCAGCGGGGAGGUGCAGGCGGUGGAAGCGACAGAGCCCCAAGCCCUGUUGUGUUCCCCGGGCUGCCGCGGCGGAUAGCUGCUGGGGGCGUGGCCAGGUGGAAACGCAGGAUCUAUGUUCUGGGCGGGGAAAACGGCUCACGGUUUUAUGACAGUGUGUACUGUUGGAAGCCCGGCUGGCGCAGCUGGGUCCAGAGACGGGAGAAACUCCCAGGAGACACUGGAGGGGUGAGCCAGUUUGGGUGUACCACUUUAAAGUUCCCUAAGAAACACAUCCUGUCCAGACUGAGACUAGCCAAAGAAAACUGCAAAAAGGCCGCAGACUAGAUAAUGAAGAUGAAGUCGAGGCUGCCGUUCAUGUGACACAGAUGAGCUCCGGGCUGUGUUUGAAUUAGCUUUUCCUUGACCUCAAGAAACGUUGCUGUUGAGAGGAACCAAGAAGGAGACAGUUUUAUACAAUGUGAGAGCAGCCACAGAGCAGGUCUAAGACGGAGCUCAUGAAAUAGAAAACUGACAUGUACAGGCAGAGAGCAACGGGAGCCAGAAACUGGUGAAAAAUCAGGCACCAUGCACCUGAAUGUAACCUUACCCACUAUUGGUCAGAGCAGCCAGGUUCUUAGAGAAAGAAAACGGCCUUCAAUUGUUUUCUUUCUUUUCAUUGGGUAAUAGUAUUUUUAGAUUCUACAGGUGUAAUAUUUCAAGGCUUUUUGGGAACCGUGUCAACGCUGUGAAUCUUUUAGUGUUGAGUUUGGACACAAGGAUACAGGAUUCAGGAUUCUGGACUGCGUAAGAACAGAAUCUCCCUUGAUUGAGUGACGAUGCAUAUUGUUAAUAAAAUGAGUUGCAUUCAGACAAUUUAGCGUGAACCAUCAGUUAUUUCAUAUUUCCCAUAAACCCCUGCAGUUGUUUUGUUGCGUCAUUGCUCGCAGAGGAAGGCAGGGGCAACGGCAGGGCUGGGUGUAGACUAACAAACUGAUUUGAACACUGAUCUCUCCUCCGCCUGUAUCGUUCUCAAGUGUUUUUUACAGGAGAUGAUUAGCUGCUCCUUUUGGUCAAAACAAACAGACCUGGUAAUUCAAACUAGUAAUAACACAGUACAGAAGGAUCAUAUACAGAAAGACGUUUCACUGAUGUUCUUGGCGCUGGCAGGUCUUUAAGACUGCAGCCAGAGCUGUUUUAACUUUUACAUAGUUAGGAUAAAAUCCUUCAUCAAGUUAAAGUCAAAAACUAUGCUGACGGGACUUCAAACACUGAGUAGGUACCGAGCAAAAAGAAAAUUCAAAUUGUAAAAAUCUAACUCCACCUGAUACGAUUCUGAGUCGGUUGCAGCCCCACACAUUUCUUGUUUAAAGUACAUUUCCACAUGAUUGUAAUAAUGCAGCCUGUUGUGUAAUGACAGUAUCCUUGUGUCCAAACCGGCGCUCUCUCCAGCUGAUUUCCAGACCUCUUAUCCAGGUGAAUUUUGUCUUUACUUGAUUCAGUAGCUCUGUUUUCAAAAGGACGGUUUUGUCCGAUUAGCUCCAGCCACAGGACUUCUGAAUGUGUUCGGUGUGGAGGAUCAUUUUUGAGCACAUUAGCGUUCCUCUUAAUUUAUUGAAAUGUGUUUUUUUGGAAAGCUUUUUGUUGUUGUUUUGAAAUUGUAACUUUGGUUCUGGAUGGCACUAUAAAUGUAGACCGUCUGGGGAAACAGGAGCAGAUGUGUGUGGAUGUGAAGUGAUUGAGGAUUUUUUAGUUUCGAAUUGUUAAGUUAUUAUUUUAGAAAAGGUCAGAGAGUUUGCCCACAUGUUUAAGCACAUUGUUUUACUGUAAGCCACUAUGUUUACUCUGUUUUUCUUCUGUUUCCUCAAAUCCAGACACUUCUGAGGGUGUGUUCAUUUGAAAAUCACUGCCAGCCGGGCAGAACCCAACUUUAGUCGUCAUCAGAUUGCAAACUCCAAAACACUGCUGGGGUAAAUUAACCUGUGAUUCAAAGAGGCGUCAUAGUUUUAGACUCCAACUUUCACAGGACGUCGAGGGAUGAGCUUUGAUUUUGUGUACUUUUGCCAUGAAGCGCUGUAAUUCACAAAACUGAAAGCUUUCUGUAAGAUAAAGGGAUGACUGUAGGAUUUAAAUAAAUGGGCCUCAAAUCACAAAACACUAGAGGGCGUUCCUUCAGAGAUAAUUCACUCCAAACUUGCUGAGUGGAUCUCAAAUCAUAACGUCACAGCUGACAUAAAUAUAUACAGAAAUGUAGCUUUAAGUUUGGAUAUAGUUUAAAUACCCUCACUAAGGAAACUAUCAGCCUAAAACAGAGAGAUGUAUAACAGAUAUGCUUCUGUAAAAGCAGAACGGGAUAUCCUUUCACCUCUCACUGAGAUGGGACAAAGUGUUUAACCCUUUAGGUGCAAAUCCAUUUAAGUAUAUUAAAACAGGACCGUCUGACAUGAGAAAGAAAGGUUUUUUCAUGUAACAUGCAUCUGAAACAGGCCCCUGAAGUCUUAAGUAUCUCCCUGGAGGGAAAUAAACAAAACUAUUCCAGUGAAUAAGCAACAAGUGGCAUUCACACACAGCACACUGAACCCUGCCACACCUCCUCUAAGCCCUCAUUAUUUAGGAGCAGAGCUACACCUCCAUGUAAAGGCUUCUGGUGUCCAAAGAGAAGGAAGUUUAUCUGUCCCUGAAAGUACCUGUUGGGGUUCUUUCUUGCUGGUUUGUGGAGUUGUUUGUGUUUUUAGGGAAGUAUCAACAACAUAUUUGGGGGGCUUUUUAGACAUUCUGUAAUUUCACGGACUGUAUAAACACUAAAAUAUUAAAAACAUAGUACUAAAGUGAGUGAGGACACACUACACAGUCUUAAAUUAUGUCAAGUGCACACUUUUUAAGUCCAUUAGGGUGUAGAAUAGUGUAAAAAUGUGGAACUGGACCAAGCAGCAACCUCAAGUGUUAAAAAAUGAAGCUAAUGUGGUCAUGCAAAAACCUGCAGGUCUUUAUAUUUCCACUUGAGAAUGUCUCAAAAAGAAAAGAACACCUGUUAGGUUCCUUGUUAAAAGGCACAUUUCUGGAGCAGAAAUAUGUUGACAGCCAGGUACAAAUAUUCUCAGUCUCAGUAACUCAUUUCUGUAUUCAUAAAAACUGCAAGGGGCAUGAAUUUUUCUAUAACCCGUCUGUUUUUUCAUUAAGGCUAAGUGUUGCACAUACAUUUCGGGGCCAACCUACCUCCCUGCCUCCAGGUUGACUGAAAAUUAGGUUGCCUCAGCAUUUCCAACAUGGUGACCGACAUCUUUGGGCUUCAUAACGCCUCUUCAGCAACAGAUGGGUGACGUUCCUAAAACUGUACAUGUUUCUACAGUCUAUGACACACUUCGAUGACAUCAUGUUACCUGAAAACAACGGAUCCCUUUAAGAAAAGAGGGAGAGCUGCAGCUCCAGAAUUAAUUUGUGUUUACGACUUAACAUUGUAACACAUUUAGGCAGCCCACCAAAAGUCAUGAGGACCAUGAUGUCAUCUGUUUUGAGGAUUUUUUUUAGGUUAUUUUGGGGCUUCAUCAGAUAAGACAGCUUGAGAGAUACAGGACAUGUGGGGACGGAGAGAGGGGAGUGGCCUUCAACAAACCAUGCAGGGACCUGGAAUCAAUCCUGAAAUCAGUGUGAUGAGAACUGUAGUCUCUGUACAUGGGGUCCCUACUCUACCUACUAAACCAAACCAGCGCCCCCUCAUGAGGAUGUUUCACUGAAAAUACAAACUACUUCAAAGGCCAGCCAAACAAACAAAGCAAGUAGCUAGAUGUUGCAUCUCCAGUAAGAAAAAUUAUAGGUGGUUUCUUCCCUUUUGCAUCCCUGCUCGCUUUGUUUUCAUAUUUUGGGGGCAACAAUGUUUACGUACAUGUCAGCACUAUUUCUUUGAACUCUGGGCAAGUCCCACAGGAACUUUCCCAAACAGCCAGUAGCCACAUUGAAGCAGAACGGUACAGUUUAGUGUAGCAGAGCUCCCUGCAAGUGCAUGGGGAAGUCGUCGUUUGGAUUAGGCCUUUGUCACAAUCGGCCCUUAUUCUGCCAUAUUGCUUUUUAUUUAUAGUUGUGAGGAGUACAUUUGUUUGACUGCCAAGUUAACGUAUGGACCAGUUCUCUCAGAAAUCACUUACACUAACUUUAACAGCUUUAUUAUAAGACUGAGUGUCCGAUGAUCAUUUUAGGUCUCUCAAAAAGCCAUCCAAGCGUCUCACUGUCUCCUCUGUGUGAUGAAUGUUCUCAGAUUUCUUCCAGGAUUUCCUUUUGUCACCUCACCCCUGAUGAUGAGGAAGUAAUCGGGGCUAGACAUAUACUUAAGAACAUAUAUGAGGACUGGUAGGAUGUGGGUGGGCUCCUGGUAUCUAAUAUUGUAAGGAAUCAUUACUUCUGAUUCUGACAUGGUCGACCAAAAUGCUUCAAACCUGAUGAGGACAAAUGAUCCUCAAGGUUAAAUUCUUGAACUUGAUUUCACUAUGUUAAAACACACAACAAACAAAGUGGCUGGUUUAACAGUAUUCGCUUGACUUUCUGUUUCUCAUCACUCUGUUUAAUUUAAAGUCCCGUGCUCUGAUUUCCUCUCAAACAGUCAGAGUAACUUAUUUUCCGUUCCUCGGUGCGCUUACGGCUUGUAUGAAGUGUGAAAAGUGAAUCUGUGUGCAUGCAUGUUUUCUAUGCCAAGGUGUAAAUCUGUUCAACACACGCUCUUUGCACACAUCCGCACCUGCACUGUGUCCAUCCAGAGAAGUGGAGCUGCCCUCAUUUGUACAAUCUGAUGAAGUGUGUGAACUGAGAGAACGCGGUUGUUUUGAUGAAAGCAGUGCUAUCAAAUGAUUAAAGGACUAUUUGCUUACAUUUUA